Molecule: messenger RNA, 3267 nt
Organism: Varroa destructor (honeybee mite)
Lineage: Eukaryota; Metazoa; Arthropoda; Arachnida; Mesostigmata; Varroidae
Product: tubulin-specific chaperone E-like
Molecular function (GO): protein binding
Source: RefSeq, a predicted model, not a curated record
CUUUUUUAAAGCGUGUCAAAGGACCAAAGAAUCGAUUGUUAUAUUCACACACAAUAUAGCAGCCUAAUUUACUAUGACAUAUACACAGAGAUUCCUACACAAAAAAAAUGUUGCGUUUUAUUUUUUGUUAAGGUGGAAACACGAUUCAAAUUGUGGGGUAAGUUAACAAGCGAAUGAACACCUUCGAAAAGUAUAUCAGUGCGCUAAAUAGGAAGAGCAUUUUUAACAAGGUAAUUAAACAUUCGUCACAAAUGAAAACAACGAACUACUUGAUAAACGAGCAAUGAAACAAGCGACUUCAAAUUUCUAUCGUGAAAGAUGUUGGGUGUGUGGUCUAAGAAAUUAUCAAGUAAAAAUGAUUGAAAGCUUACCAAGGCUUUUCUUACUUCAAGGCACUGAAUAGGAAGGUGGCAUGGUAUGGGAGGCACAUCCGUAAUAAAAUACGUUGCCAUGGUAACCGUGACAAGCAUGCUACCACGCUGGUUAAAAUCUUGAUUCGCUCAUAUAAAAUAACUGUAAAGCUAAAUAAAAAAAAUUCCAAACUGCGAAUGGUGUUGGUAAGCUGGAAGCCUGCAGUAUUCGCUGACAAGCAACCCUGUGGACCUUUGCCAGCGCUUCGACCUCAUCACAUUACGUCUUCAAGGACUUCUCUAGCUGAAGUCAAAGCAGGUCAAAAUACUCUACGCCACUCUCAACGCCAUCUGCAAACAAUUCCGAAAUCAAGUGUCACAGUUCCAACAUUAGCAGCAGCAGAUGGACGCAACAUCGCCAGUUGCCGUCAUGGGACAGCGCGUUUCAGUUGACGGCUGCUACGCAACCGUGCGUUUCCAGGGAGCUGUGAAGGGAACUCAAGGAUUAUGGUUGGGUGUUGAAUGGGACGAUCCCGCUCGUGGCAAACACAACGGGUGUUACAAUGGAACGCAGUACUUCAAAACACGACACGCAACAGGAGGCUCUUUUGUGCGACCCUCAAAGGCAGAAUUGGGCAUUUCAGUGACCGAAGCCAUUAAAGCAAAAUACUUCGAACAUGAAAAAGAUGAAAAAACUAAAGGAAAGGAUAAACAGAGCACAGAAAAUGAGGCUGACGUGUGGCUUCUAGGAAAUAUUGGCAAUGCUCGGAGUAAUAUUAAAAUUAUUGAAUUCGUUGGACCUGAAAUGGUCUCUGAGCUGCAGAGUCGGCAAGAGCGUUUACGUAUUGUAAACCUUCACAAUUUGCCUGUGUCGUCAGCUGGCCGAGAGAUACCGUCCGUGGCGCCGUUCAUCUACGAACUCGAUUUGUCGCACACGUUACUCUCCCAUUGGGAUACUGUAGCGUUAAUUGCUCAGCAACUCCCGCAUCUCACCGAACUCAAAUUAGGUAAGAACCAUCUUCGGGUUCCGAGCCUGGUUACAAAACACCAAGAGGCAUUCCAGUCUGUGAAAAACAUCUCUUUGGAGGCAAGCAAUCUUACCUGGGAGCACAUUCUGCAAUUGGCCCCGAUGUGGCCACAUAUCGAAGCUUUAGAAGUUAGUGCAAAUAACAUCAGUUCUUUGACGACACCCCCGAAAUCGCUGUUUUAUAAUUUGCAAUCUCUCAGCCUUCAAGAAAACCCGUUAAGUUCGUGGCAAGAAGUUGCUCAUCUUGCGUAUCUGCCAAAGUUGCGUGAACUCUACUUGAAUGGGUGUCGACUUCAAAGCAUCUCAUUCCCAGGUGCCCCUGGACAGCAAAUUGAGCAAUUCACGAACUUGGAACGUCUUGAGGUGGCUGGAAACUCAUUGACCUCAUGGAGGAGCAUAGCAGAGCUUGAAAAACUCGGUGCGCUGAGGCAGCUUCGAGUGAAUGGCAACCCUGUCAUGGAAACUGCCGGAAGUUUCGAUGAGGCAUUUAAUGAGAUUUUAUGCCGAUUAGGCCGCGUGUCUAACUUGAACCGUAUGGACGUGUCUCGAGAAACAAGGAAAAAUGCUGAGUUGUACUACCUUAAAAAGUGCUUCGUGGACUACCAGCGAAGCCAAUCAGGUGUUGAAAACGAUGCGUUGCAGUUCCACUGCCUUCACCCACGGUUCUCCCACCUGCUUAAAGAAUACGGAGAGCCUGUCAUAGUUGUCGCGGAGAAUAAACCGGAAAACAUUAAGAAGACUUUACUAUCGUUGGUGUUUAUUGCUGUGGACAACCCCUCACUACUGCCUGUAGAAAAAAAGGUUCCGUCGAGCAUGUCGUUAACCAACCUUAAAAAAAUGGUAAAUGUGAUGUUCAAAACUCCAGGCAAGCGGCGCCCAGAACUAACUUACUAUCCCACCGAUGAAAGAUAUGGUGAUGGAAGACCGGAGUACGAUUUUGGAAAUGAUCUUCGUGAUCUUAAUUAUUAUGACAUUCAGAAUGGUGACAAAAUUUUCGUUAGAUGGUAAAAGCUUCUCCAUAAGACUUUGUGAACAAGUAGGGCAAACAUACACAUCAAACCUAACCUAGGCAUUUCUCGAACCAUAAAAGAACGAGCCAAGGCGCUUCGGCAGCUUUAGCAAGAACGAAAAAACAACUAACGGCGUACCUUUUACACACAUGAGGGAUUCUGGUUGGAUUUACGGAGUCUUCUCAGAUACGAAAUUGCCGAUAGGCAACAGCCAUGGUGUAAUCUUUAGCGGAAAUUCAUACUAGUAGUGUAAUAGUAAUAUAUGAAAGGACGUUGUAAAUACAUAAAUACAUUCGUAUGAAAAGAAAUAUCUGUUGCAUAUGUAAAGGAAAUAAUAAAUGUGAACACUGAAUCAUAUAUUGCAUAUAUAGUAUUUAAUGCAAAACAUAGAAAAAAAAAAAGUACGUUCUUUGCUUUGGUUUCAAUAAUAUUGCAGCUGGAAGGAGAGAGAUGGAACAAGUGGGGCAACAUUAGUGAAGUUUGAAUCGAUAUAAGACGUUGGUCUGUUGGAACUUCUGGUAACAGUUACUGAUGGUAAAGACGUCCUAAGAAUGCUUUUCCUUUGGCUGGCGCUAAGUAAUAUGAUGUAUUUUAUCGGUCCUUUAGAGUUUAUUCUGGCAACUCAAAGCGGUGAAAGUACAUGAAAAGUGAGAGCCUAAGGUGGAUGAAACGUUGAUAAACAUCAGUGAAAAUGAAACAGUGACUAGACCUUGUGAUCUACUCGAAAGCUUCAGAAAACGUAUAUGAAUUAACUAUGGGUGGCAUUUCUCCUUGGCGGUUAGAUGAAAAUGUAGUGCCAACCAGUCAAAUGUAUUAACAACAACCAUCAUUGUAAAUGUUAUGUAAAUAAAUAAAGAUAACAGCUUUCAAAUAAGUUGUA